GUACAUAGUACUCCGUACUUGCAGAGAGAGCCGUUCUGCUGGAUCCAAUAGGGGAUAGAUUCCGUCACUGACUGGUGGAUACGAAUACGAAAUUCAAGACGAACCCUAGAUUACGGUCUGUAGCUUGUCUGUCCUCAGGGACUCAAUUGGAAGUGACAUUCCUCACUUUCGAGAGCUGAAAAUACACCUCUUUGCUCUUCGCAUCCAAGUUCAACUGAUCGUCCCUCGAACUGUUUCCGUCGAAUCGCCCUUGCCAUCUUGCACACUGCCCAACAAUGGCUUCUUCCCUCGAGCAGCCUGUGCUUGGCCGCGUCCUCGUCAUCGGCGGGUGCGGUUUCCUGGGCCACCACGUCGUGAACCUCCUGCUGCGUGACUGGAAGUGCGAAGUCUCCGUCAUCGAUCUCAAGUGCCAGCGAAACAGGCGCCCUGCUAGCGAUGGCGUUGUAUAUGUCGAGGCCGACAUCACCGACAGCGACAGCCUCCUGAAGGCAUUCGGCCGCCUCAAGCCCGAUGUUGUCAUCCACACUGCCUCACCGCCCGCGCAAGGUGCUGGUGCCAUCUCAAAUGAAAUUUUCUACAAGGUCAAUGUCGAAGGCACGCGUGCUGUGAUUGCGGCCUGUCAAAAGAACGAAGUUAAGGCCCUUGUCUACACAAGUUCCGCCAGCGUCAUAAGCGACAAUAAAUCCGAUCUUGUCAAUGCGAACGAGGAAUAUCCCGUCAUACGCGGUAAACUACAGUCUGAAUACUAUUCAGAAACCAAGGCUCAUGCAGAACAACUUGUACUAGAAGCCAACAGCACACAGGAAGGGGAGCUUCUAACGACCGCCAUCCGACCAUCGGGCAUUUUUGGCGAGGGCGACAUGCAGCUAGUGCACCAUGCAAUAGGGGUAUACCGCGGCGGCAAUGACAAGGUGCAGGUGGGCCUGAACACCAACAUGUUCGAUUUCACAUACGUCGAGAACGUAGCACACGCACAUUUACUAGCAGCCCGUGCUCUGCUUGUCACACACGCGUCCAAAACGAAGCCUCUCGACCACGAAAAAGUCGAUGGUGAGGCCUUCCUCGUGAGUAAUGGUAGCCCCGUAUAUUUCUGGGACAUGAUGCGCUCUAUUUGGCGGGAGGCGGGCUCACCGCGUGGGACGGAUCAUGCCUGGGUUAUGAGCCGCGACGUGGGCCUCAUAUUAGGCUACCUGAGCGAGUGCUUCGCAGGUCUCCUUCGCCGUCAGCCUACCCUCACUCGCCAGCGCAUUAUCUAUAGUACUAUGACCCGUUACUACGACAUUGCUAAAGCCCGACGGCGGCUCGGCUAUGAACCCCUUGUUAGUCUCAACGAUGGCGUAAAGCGCACCGUACGUUGGACGCUCGAGCAGGAAAACUUAAUAAAGGUAUGAAAAGGCGUUAUGACAAUAUGUGAUGGAACUAUAAAGGAUAGAAAAGGUAGUCGUUUACAUGACUGCAUUUUGUGGAUGAGGACGACAAAACUGUCCUCUAUUUGUUUUUCCCUUACGCAAGCUUGCCCAGCAUAUAAUCAUCACUUCAUGGGCUUUCUGUGCGUGCCGCACACAGCUCCUUGUGUAAUUAGGUCGUAUAUACAACUUGAUAAAAUUCUAAUUAGCUAGGGCGUAUCGCCCAAAUGCACUGAUGAACAAGAUAGUAGUGUCACUUGUGUGAGAGAAAAUUGGAUGGGCUGUGCUUCUUUCAAGUACCAUUGUGGUACUCUUGUUGCAGUGUCUAGCUAACCGUACAGCGCGAUGGUCCUCUGCCUUGAGCACAUGGGUUGAGUAAACUUGUCGAGAUCCAACCUGAGCCAUUGCGCUCAAAUAGAUUAGAUGGCGAAGCUUCAUUGCCUCUUAGGCUUCAUUUAGG
Molecule: messenger RNA, 1866 nt
Organism: Xylaria bambusicola
Lineage: Eukaryota; Fungi; Ascomycota; Sordariomycetes; Xylariales; Xylariaceae
Product: C-3 sterol dehydrogenase/C-4-like protein
Exons: 2
Coding region: 276-1391 (371 amino acids)
Biological process (GO): steroid biosynthetic process
Molecular function (GO): 3-beta-hydroxy-Delta5-steroid dehydrogenase (NAD+) activity
Source: RefSeq, a predicted model, not a curated record